This is a messenger RNA of Chlorella variabilis, 294 nucleotides long. RefSeq lists its product as hypothetical. The transcript is spliced from 3 exons. The coding region runs from base 1 to 294 and encodes 97 amino acids. The record is from RefSeq and is a predicted model, not a curated record. NCBI's taxonomy places the organism in Eukaryota, Viridiplantae, Chlorophyta, Trebouxiophyceae, Chlorellales, Chlorellaceae.
AUGAGCCUGCGGUACGUGCUGCUGCUGCAACGUGACCUCCAGAAGGCGGUGCGCUUCUACGGCGAUGGGCUGGGCCUGCCAGUCAGGGUGGUGACGGAGCGGUGGGCGGAGCUGGUGGCGGGCCCGUCCACGCUUGCGCUCAAGGCCACCGAUGGGGAGGCGUACUGCAGCACGGGCUACUCCCCUGUGCUGGCUUUCAAUGUGGACGACCUGCAGUCCACGCUGGUGGCAGCACUACGAGCACCAGAUGGCGUCAUGAUCUCGCUCAUGGAAACUGCGGUCGGCGAGGAGUGA